CAACCCACAAAACGAAAGCCAUCGACACCAAAAUCGCGAAUCUCAUUCUCUUCCUUCUCUUUGGUAUUGCUGAUCCUUCUCUCGCUCUUCUCACCAACACCGCCACAGAGAGAGAGAGAGUGAUUGAACCAGCAGUAGCAAUGCCCGCUCAGAAGCGUUCCUUCAAUGACUCUCUCCACGAUCACCACCGUCACGCCAAGCAACACCAACAGGAAGAGGAAGAACCACAGCAAGAAGAAGAAGAAGAAGAAGAGAACAAUAAAUCAGAGGAUUCUGACCACACCCCUUCUUCUGCCUCUCAAGACAAAUCCGAAUUUGUGUUUGUAGAACUUCUGGAAAUUCGUAAAGAGGUCCAAUGUCCAAUUUGCCUUGGUAUUAUUAAGAAAACACGGACUGUUAUGGAAUGCUUGCACCGGUUUUGCAGGGAAUGCAUUGACAAGUCAAUGCGACUAGGGAACAAUGAAUGCCCUGCUUGUCGUACGCACUGUGCUAGUCGUCGUUCUUUGAGAGAUGAUCCAAACUAUGAUGCCCUAAUUGCAGCUUUAUAUCCAGAUAUUGAGAAGUAUGAGAAAGAGGAGCUUGAGUUUCGUGAAGAGGACAAGAACCGCAAUAUGCUGAUUCAGGCUUCAAUUGCAAGAGUUGUUGAACGACAAUCUGAAGCACUGGUUAAGAGACGUAGAGAUACACCAGGUUCCUUUGUGACAAGAUCACGCCGCAAUCAACGAAAUGUUCUCUCUAGGAGACCAAACCAAGUGAUUGAUAAUCAAGGAUCUGAAGAUAACGAGGAGGAAAACAAUAAUGAAAAGGACUCAUCUUCCGCAGAGGAGCGAUGCACAGAAUUCAGGCAGAGAACGCGGAAGAGGCGGACCAGAGGUCACCCUUCUCAUCCCUCAUCAUCAACUGCUAGUCCUGAUGGUGGAUGCAUGGAAAGUGAUAUGGAUAUAAGUCGAGAAAAUCAAGGAAUUUCUUCUAGGCAGAUGCCAAAACCUCAAAAGCUAACAUGGGGAAGGGGCGGUUUUAGAAGUCACACACGGCAUGGCAGUAGCAAUGGUAGCAAUAGCAAAAGUGCUCGCAGUAGUCGCUUGGCUAAGUUGGUUGAUUAUCUCCGUAACUUGGAUGAAAACGCUGAUGAGUUUGGUGUCCAUCUCAUGCUCUUGUCUUUGGACAAACAAAGUACACCAAAUUUGCAGAAACCACACCUUAUCUGUCGGCCAACAUUGUCUGUGAAGCACCUUUGUGAAUAUGUUGCUAGUCAGACGCCUCUGCCAGUUGAAGAAGUUGAGAUAUUGGCAGUUAAAGGAUGCAACAGUACAUUUUGUAACAAGUCAGUUGAUGAGGCUUCAUCAUUCUCUGAUGAGCUAACAACGCUGGUUAUAGAUCCUAGCAAAGAUGAACUGGAAACUUUGCAAGGGCAUGAAUCUUUGGCAGGGCUUAAAUCCAAAAGCAUAUCUAAAAAGGAGCAUUUGAUUCUGGCAUACAGGCGGAAGGAAUGAGCUCACAGUUUUGAAAUUUAUGAAUGCCAAGACUUCUGUAUAGGAAAAUUUUCAGCUAAAAAACUAUAUAUAAACUAAUAGUUUGAACAUCCCGAAAAGGUAUAGACAGUUUUGAUGUCAGAACUUGCUCCCUAUGUGUACAUAGGAAAAAGUUUCAUCCCAAAAACUACAGUUAUUUCUUUCUCUCUCCAAGAGUAAAUCUACAAGUCUCUAUAUAAAAAUAUAUGCCCAGAGAGCAUCAACAUUGUUCUCUACGGAAAAAUUGAGUUUUACGGUUC
Messenger RNA from Abrus precatorius (Indian licorice), 1771 nucleotides. RefSeq names its product putative E3 ubiquitin-protein ligase RING1a. Lineage: Eukaryota; Viridiplantae; Streptophyta; Magnoliopsida; Fabales; Fabaceae. The coding region runs from base 141 to 1493 and encodes 450 amino acids. The record is from RefSeq and is a predicted model, not a curated record. The transcript is spliced from 10 exons.